CUGGUCCAGGGCUUCUCUGUGCCACACAGCGAGCGAUCCCAGCGAAGCCAUGGGUCAUGGCGAGCGCGACUCCCAGUGAGAGUGUGGAUAGUGAGCUGCGCUGCUCCAUCUGCCUGGGCACGUUCGUCUGCCCCUCCACGCUGAACUGCGGACACUCGUUCUGCCUCCGGUGCCUGGAGGCCGCCUGGGAGACGACAAGAAGGUUCAGCUGCCCGCAGUGCCGAGCGACCUUCCCUUUGCGACCCCAGCUGAGGAGGAACGUGGCCCUCGCCAACCUGGCAGAGCAGCUCAGAGUUGGAGACGGGAUGGCCGCGGCCGUCGUGUGUGACCACUGCAGUGGUGGCCAAACUCUUGCAGUGAAGACCUGCCUGAGAUGUGAGAUGUCCUACUGUGCGAGGCACGCGAGGCCUCACUUGGAGAAUCCCAGGUUGAGUGACCACGUCCUGGUGGCUCCCAUCGCGAACCUGGAGGGGCGACGGUGCCGGCAGCACAGACACGAGCAGAUCAAGUUCUACUGUGAGCAAGAUGAGAGCCUGGUCUGCACAGUCUGCACCAUCGCUGGGGAACAUAGAGGGCAUGAGGUUAUUCCGGUGGAAAAUGCACAACAGACAAAACAGGAGGCGUUCAGACUCGUGAAGACGGGGAGAGAGGAGAAGAAGACUACGGCAGAAUCAUGGACACAGCAGCUCAAGGGUGCCUACAAACACGUGCAGGAGUCUCUGCGUGGGACCAAGGCGCGGAUCAGCCGAGAGUUUGAGCGCCGGAGGGAGCAGCUGAGGGAGGAGGAGAAGGAGGCGCUGGAGCGCGUGGACGAGGAGGGCCGUUCAGUGCUGUCACGCAUCCAGGCGGACAUCGCUCGCUACGAGAGCAGAGCACGCGGCCUGGAGCAGGAGAUCAACCAGCUGCUCGCCGCACUCGCCGUGCAGGACCCGCUCUCCUUCCUGCAGGAUCCCCUGCAUGAGAGUCUCAGGAACUCCGUCUCCCAGGAGACUCAGGAUGACCCAGCCUCCGUCUCCAACGGUCUGAACCUCGCACAAGUCAUCUCAGUGGGCGGCGUCCAAACUAAACUUCUGCCUUUUCUCGAUGGACGCUCACCGACUCUGGACACAAACUCAACCUACGACCGCCUCCAGAUUUCCUCGGAUCUCAGGACGGUGACGCUGAGUGGUGUCCUCCACGGUCGCCCCCAUCACUCACACCACUUUGAGUGCUGGAACCAAGCCCUGUGCUCUCAGAGCUUCUCGUCGGGUCAGCACUACUGGGAGGUGGACGUGGGGAGCGCGUGGCGGUGUCGGGUUGGAGUCGCACACGGGACAAUCCCACGGAGAGGGCGUGUUGCCGAGUGUGGCCUGGGGGGAAGUGACGUCUCCUGGUGUCUACAGAAAGAUGGCGCCAGCUUCUCAGUGCUGCAUGGCGGGAUAGAGACCUCACUGUCGGUGCCGGAGCCUCCGCGGAGAGUCGGGGUCCAUCUGGACUGGGACGCGGGGCUGCUGUCGUUUUACAGCGCCGACUCCAUGGCGCAGUUGCACUCGUUUCAUCAAAACUUCACUCAGCCCCUACACCCUGGGCUGGGGGUAUGGGGAAAAGUUGGUGAGUCAGUGAGGAUUGUGGAUCUUAGUGGUGUGUCCUGAGAGAGGUGAACGUGAACAGCGCAGAGGGCAGACACCACGACACACGGCGCUCGCCACCCUCGUCACCGUCAUGCGCAGUGCCACGCCCGUGACUGGCUGGAGGCUAUCGGUGGCUAGGGGCUGCGUGGCUCUCCAUCACAACGGGGGGUCUGAGCGUAAACAAUCCUCACAACCUUCCUGGGGGGGGGGGUGGUGAUAAAAUAAGUUCCUCUGUGUGUGUGUGUGAAGGCAACGUGGAUGUAUUCACCCUGCCAGAGGAGCGUGACUGUCGUGUAGGGGUGCAGUGAUUAUCAAUGGUGAACUGGGAUGUGUUUAUACACUGGUGGUGUCAUGGGUUGUGGGAGA
Lethenteron reissneri (Far Eastern brook lamprey) is the source of this 1976-nucleotide messenger RNA. Its product is annotated as E3 ubiquitin-protein ligase TRIM21-like. Lineage: Eukaryota; Metazoa; Chordata; Hyperoartia; Petromyzontiformes; Petromyzontidae. Gene Ontology annotation, molecular function: zinc ion binding; protein binding. The record is from RefSeq and is a predicted model, not a curated record.